UUCAGGUGCACUGAUACUUUUCCUUUUUUCGAUACUUACAUCGACAGCUGUGCCAGGGCAGCAGCAAGCAAAUCAGACCACCUGUCAGCCAUCAAGCUUGGGGAGGGCUCAGCUACAGCGAACACAUUCCUGUUGACCAGAGACACACUUUAAAAUGAGAUGGAAGGGCAUAGCACACCAUAGUUCUUUGCUAAGGGACAUAUCUGACAGUGGGGGUAGAGAUUGUCAUUUUCCAGGGUGACUCUUUCCAGGAAGUAAUCACCACUUUGGAUGGAUACUCUCAUAAAUGUUAUUAACUCCAAGGCUGAGAAACAUCUGAUUUAUGAAGGUAUAAUGUAGGUUACAGUGCUGCCUACAACUUCUGGCCCUUAAAUUCUGAAUUUAUUUUGAAGAAGGAAGUGUAUACCUCCCUGAAGAGGGACUGAGAACAACAGCAGGACUUUCAAUACAGACUCCAGUAUGACUAGCCCACUGAGUGGACUUUCAGACAUCAAAACAGACUUUCCCUUUUCCCCCUGGCGGAUCUUUGCGGUGACUCUGGGGCAAGUCUUCAUGGUGCUACUUGUGUCCAUACAGCUUCUGCAAGAAAAAUUGAUGUCAACGUUGGAAUCAUCUAAUUCUGCUGAUCCUCACUUCUUAGUAACUCUGAGAAAAGGAGCUUCUCCAAACAAUUGGGAGCAGACUGCACCAUCCAAUCUUGGAGCUCAAAGUGCUUCUUCAUUGUCCUCCACAGACCCCAGUACAGCACUGUCCACUCCUGGAGCUCAAAGCACUCCUUCACUGCCCACAACAGGCUCGGGUACAGAUUGUUCCUGCUCUCCCUGCCCAGGGAAUUGGGUUCAGUUCAGCAUGAGUUGUUACCAGUAUUCUGCUGAAAAGGAACCUUGGAAGGAGAGUCAGCAGGCCUGCAAGUCCCAGAACUCCACCCUCUUGCACAUAGAUGGCCUGAGAGAGCUGAAUUUCUUCAAAUUCUUCCAACUUUCUGGAUGGAUUGGACUAUCCCGUACUGGACCUGAUAGUUCUUUGAAGUGGGAAGAUGAAACGACUUAUACCAGAAAUUUAGAUAAAUUGAAGAGUGCCCUACACAAGAGUCUCUCCUUCACCAAAGAAAGAAAGGGUGGAGAUUGUGCAUUAUAUUUAAAUGAAAAAUCAAUAAGUAUGGAAGAUUGUGCAAUCGGGAAACUGCAUAUCUGUGAGCGCCAGGUAGUGUAAUCUCUUUCCCCGGAAUCCAAUGACCCACCACCUCCUGGAGCAUCCUCUGCACAGAGACUUGGUGAAAUAUUCACAGACUCCUCAUCGCUUCAGUCUUCAGACACUAUUUCUAGGUGUAUUUUUUCUGUCUUCCUUGUCUGGCAUCACUGAAACCAUCAGCACAGCAGCUACAUGGGACUGAAGGAAGCAGAUUAAGAGAGAGAGAGAGAGAGAGAGAGGCAGAAGCACCACUGACCCCAUCACCUUGGAAUUUUUUUUCAUCCCAUUAGCAUUCCCUCUAUCACUAACUUAAGUUAAAAAAAAAAAAACACUGUAAAGAAAUGAAUUUCCCAAUGGUGGAUUACUAAACUCUUUGCCAUUUUAAUAAAUUAUCCCUCUAGACUGUAA
Ornithorhynchus anatinus (platypus) is the source of this 1599-nucleotide messenger RNA. RefSeq names its product NKG2-D type II integral membrane protein-like. Bases 460 to 1212 code for a protein of 250 amino acids. The record is from RefSeq and is a predicted model, not a curated record. The transcript is spliced from 10 exons. NCBI's taxonomy places the organism in Eukaryota, Metazoa, Chordata, Mammalia, Monotremata, Ornithorhynchidae.